CAAUAACCAAGCGUCUGGUUGAUUAGGAAGAAAAAGCAAGUUUGAAUUCGACGAGCGGUAACAAAAUAUAAAUAGAAAUCAAAAUAAUAGAAUGUCGAGCUGUUGAAUUAUUUUGACUCUAAGUAUAACUGAUAAUGCUGUGGACUGACCCUUGCUAAUCAAGAUGGAGACGACUGAUUCGUUACUGAAGAGUGUUAUAGCAGCGGAGACACAAUAUUGUUCCAGUAAGAUUGAACGCAACUUGGUCUUCUUACAAAGACAGAUUGAUGUUCUUAUCAGCAAGACAAGUCGUGGAUGUUCUUUAAAGUUUUUUAAUCCGUCUGAGGUACUAGCAGCAGAUUGUAUAGCAUGUCUUGUGAAUCUGAUGUCAGACUCCGCUACCAAGCCUUCACUUAUUCUCAAGUGUAUUCUUCUCUUUAACAACCUUGUGACUGACAACCACAUACGUGAAUGUUUACAUGAGAAGUUCCAGUUGACUCCGGCCCUGGUAGGUGUGGUUGUGAAUCAUGGUGUAUCAACUAGUGAUACACUUACUGCAGAGGGUAUGCAGUUACUACAGAAGGUGACAUAUGGACAUAGGAUCAGUUUUCAGGAGCCUUACAUGGAAGAUCUAGUUAGGUUUUUAUUGAGGAAUGUUGUAUCACCAGCAACAGGUCUGACACUGCCUGCUAUGGGAAUAUUGGUGAACCUGACAAGAGAUAACUUCUCUGUACAAUCGUACAUCAAAAAUAAUGAAAACAUGAAGGAGUUUGCAAGAACUUUGAUCAAGCUGCUGGGUGACCAGGCACAAAAUGCAUUACUGUUUUCUCUCACACUUCUUCUGAAUGUCUGUCCACUAGAGAAAAUGGCUGCAAAGUUUUACAAUGAUACAAAUGUACCACAGACAUUCCAGAUGGUUUUUAACGUGUUAAUUGAUGGACAAUCAGGGGAUACAAGGAGAUAUGCUGUUGAUCUGUUCAAGGAUAUCCUCAAACUUGAACGACUUCAGAAGAGUUUAGCAAAUUACGAGUACCUGGGAACCUGCAUAGAGCAGACUUUAAAUCUACUUUGUACAAGCUCCCAUGAGUCGGUUAUAAAGGUAUUUGAGUUUCUACAGAUAUUAUGUGGUGUGAAAGGUGUUCGCAGGGUUGUAUGUAAGGCCAUGUUUGCUACAUUCCACAUACAGGAUCCGUCCCUGUUUGCUAGUCUUGCCCAAACACCUUUGAGCAGAAUAGCUGAUCCACUUCUUGCCACUAUUCAUUGGGCAGGUCAGUCAACAGACACCCAGGGGCUGGCCCCACUGGGUGCCUAUGAUCUCCUUAUAGAGAUUUAUGAAGAACAGAUCUUCUCACACAGUAAGAUGCACUACGAUAAACACGUGGCAGCCAUAUUGCCGACUGCUCUCCACACACUGGAGACUCCAUUAGAGGGAGAUAAUCUGACUAUAGAAAGAAGAUGUACAGCAUUAGUGAGAUGUGUCAAACUACUUUUGACAUUUUGUUCGGAUGACACACUUCUCACACUGAUAUCUAAACAGACGGACGCUAACUUGUUGUCAAAGCUGCUUUUCUUCCAGUUUGAUCAUAACACUAAGGUGAUGACAUAUGAUGUUACCCCACCCUUGGAUGAUUGGAGUGAUGUAGGGGUAGAGUUGGUGCUUUACCUUUUAGAUCUGAUUGCUAAACUCAAGAUUGAAGUCUUAGAGGAUCUAUUUAUAACCACAAUGCAGGAGACAAAAGUAGUGCCUUUCCUUGCCUGUGGAUUAUGUAGCACCAACCGUGAAAGAGUACAGGAUACAUUGAAUUUGAUACAAAUGUGCAGCAAACUUGAGGGCUUUCCAGUAAUGAUACUUGGUGAUGUACUAGCCAGUCAGAAUACUGCAAGAAUGAAAAAACAAAAGGUCCCAUUAACGUAUGACUCUCCACACAGAUACCCAAAUAAGCGGAUACAUUUAGAAGAUAAAGAAAACAUACCUGUGAUGUACAUGAAAGAAAAUGUGUCUUGUAAAAAUACUAGUGUCUCAGAUAACUCGGAUGCAGAGUCCAUCCACUCUCUGAUUGAAAAAAUGAAUACUGGACUUGGUUUGAAGGAUUGUAAAGAGUCGGAGAUUGUUGCAGUUUAUGAGAGGUCGUUACAAGCAAUGCAAACAAAAGAACAACACUUGCAAGAUUUACUAGAUGCAAAAACAUUGUCGCUAACCCAAGCUGAUAGAAUGCUGUCUCAGUAUAGGGCCAGGAAAGGACAGGAUGAAGCUGAGUGUAAUCGGUUUCGGAGUCUGCUCAUCCAAGCGGAGAAGAAAUGUAAAAGUUUGGAGGGCGACACCUCAGACAUGAGAAGCAAACUGGAAAGAUGUUCAAAGGAGAUAGAGGAUUUACACACUGAAAAUCAAAAAUUACGUCAGGUAGCACAGAUGCAUCAGCAGCUUACAACAGCCCAUACAGAACUCACUGAAAAGUAUGAGAGUGGACAGAAGGCACUGCUUACAUUAAGACAGGAACACCAGUCUCUCUCUGAGAUGCAUGAAAUGUUACAGAAACAUAACACAAAUCUUAAACACCAAUUUGACAAUACAAUGGAACAGUUGACAACCUUGCAAGACGAGAGAAGAAAAGUUAUGACACAACUCAAAACUGCUGAGACCAAACUGGAAGAUACAAAGAAAGCAUCACUGAAAUGGGAAUAUGAUUACAAGAAGUCGGAAGAGGAAAGGGAGGUUAUGGAGACCUCCAUAGAAACACUGCGGAGCUCCAUGGCAAAAUCUGAAGCCAAGAAGAAACAGCUGCAAGACCAGGUAUCACAGCUUGAGUUUGCUUGUAAUCAACAUGAACAAACAAUUGCUAAUUAUGAGACAGAAAUCAACGAUCUGAAAAGUGAAAUUGCAAAACAUCGACAAAUCACGGCCCUGAUUAACAGUCUCAGUAGUGGCAAUGCAUCAGACACUAGUGGUGCGCCUAAUGCGCCUUAAAUAUACAGGACUGGAUAGUGUGUUUUUACUAAUGACAUUAUCAAAGCAUUUAAAUUUUGACUGCAAGUGCUGAAAAUUCUGUUUAUUCUGUCAGCCCUAGUGAUUGAACAAGAUUUCACCAAGGUCACAAACAUACACAGAAAACCUGCAUCACUGACAAGAUUGGCAUCUUUGUGCACUGUAUCACCUGUGAUAACUAACUGAAAAUAUAAUCCUGACUGAAACAGGGCUUGACAAACCCACUCAGCUGCUUGUAAAUGCAAGUAAAAAUUAGCUCCAAGUGAGCUAGCUAAAAAAUUUCAGCUCAGAGAUGUUUAUAUGCUGUUACGGAUCUCUGAGCUGAAACGAAUCCCAUACUGAAACCUAACCAGGAAUCGUGCCAGAAGUCUGUCACGCUAUAAUUUCAUCAAAUGAAAUGCAAUGGACUCACCUUUUACUUUAAAAUAUUUCUAAUCCAUUUUUCUUUUGAUCUGGCAUAAAAUAAUCAAUGCAACAUAAUUUGAACAAAAGUUAUACACACAAGUUUCAAAUGGGUACCCCUGUCUGCAAUAUUUUGUCUGCCAUGGCAGUUGUCACCUGAUCAGGGUACUCUUCAUUUUGAAAACCAAUAGGCGGAAUAGAAUCGUUAUUUAUUGACCUUUUCUGAGAAAUUAAACCUUCUAAGGUAUAUUUUUAUGAAUUUUAUAAAAAAUGGUUAUGUUUAAGAUUAAAUUAAAUUCGUAAGUAGGUAAAAGUUUGAUCUUGAUCUUCAAAAAUAACCACGUGCUCUGAACUGUUGCAUGACGUCAUCAGUUUCUCAAGAGAGACUGUGCGAGAUGUUUCGGUUUGAUACUGGUUAGAUAACCAAAUGGGGUUUCGCCAUAACUUAAUGGACGCGACCAUCCGAAAAUAAAAACAGUGUCAGUUUAGUUAUGGUAGCCAGAACUACAAGUGAGCGGGACCUGCUAUAGUGUGCAUCCUAAAGAACAGUGUGAUUUUUGACUUAAAAUCCAAUAAUUCUGAUCAAUUGAAAAUGAAGGAUGAUUUAAUGUUCACAGAUCUUAAAUAUGUCCUGUUCAUGACUGUACUGCAUUAUUAUCAGAUAAGCUAGAAACCAGAUAAGGGACCUCCAUGGCCAAGUGGUUGAGGUCACUGACUUUGAAUCACUUGCUUCUCACCGAUGUUGGUUCGAGCCUCACUCAGGGCAUUGAAUUCUGCAUGUGAGGGAGUCAUUCAGCUGACUUACAGAAGGUCUUUGGUUCUACCCAGGUGCCCGCUCGUGAUGAAAUAAUGCACAGAGGGGUACCUGGCGUCUUUCUCCACUACGAAAAGCUGGAAUGUUGCCAUGUGACCCAUAAUUGUGUCGGUGGGAUGUUAAACCCAACCAAAAAUGUAAGAAGACCAGACUUUAAGAUACUUGAUAAAAAUCAUUCUUCCUCAGUGAACCCUGCAAGUACAAAUAAAAUACAAAAUAAAGAAGUACAAAUUGCAACAGGACAAGUGACAAUUCUAGACAACUUGUCCUGCAGGAAGACUUGCUUACAAAGAAUUUGUCGAGCCCUGUGAGAUUAUUGUUUAUUCUGAAGUUAGACUUUGAUAUUAGAACUGUAUUUUUCAUGUUUGCUGCAUGUAUACUGUAGACUACUUGUAUUUUAAUGAAAAUUUGCUUAAGUGUAGAUGUUUUACAAGAAAAGACUAAUUUGUCAGUAGUAUAUGUUACUAAGAAACUAACAAGUUACAGUCAAACUUCGUUAACUCAAACUCGGAUAAUUCAUACACCACCCUUCUCUCAGACUCGUUGUCAGUUCCCGGAAAAAUCCCUGAAAAAUGAAUUUUUUCGAUCACUCGAACAAAUUUGCUGGUCCCGUCAAGUUCGAGUUAAAGAAGUUCAACUGUAUGUGAAAUUCGGUGUCAAGCAGUCUAAAGUGAGUGUAUAUCAAAAUCCCCUUGAUCAAAAUCCCCUCCACUGAAAAGUGACUGGGUGUUACAAAAUCCCCUUCUUACUUUCGCAGGGGGUAUCAUAAUCCCCUCUGUGAUUAACAUUAUAGAUAUAUAGAUAUCAGUGCUCCAAAUUAUAUUAUGUUUGCUAAAGGCAUUGUAUUUACGUGCUUAAUGCAAUAUAGUUGUAUUUGAACUUAAUGAAAUAAGUAAAAUUCACAGAGGGGAUUAUGAUACCCCCUGCAAAAGUAUGAAGGGGAUUUUGUAACACCCUGUCGUUUUUCAGUGUUGGGGAUUUUGAUCAAGGGGAUUUUGAUUGUCUCCCGUCAAAAGUCUAUGUCUAUAAUUUCAGACAAAGAACACUGAUGUAUAUGGAUACUGAAACUGACUUAUUUAUUUUGAGCUUUAAACUUUCUUACCUGUUGCAUUUCAUAUAAAAUGUAUAGAUAGUGUGUAGAACAGUUCAUUUAAUCUAGAUGUUAUUCUCAACAAAAAACUUACUAACCUUUCUUCCUUCUCUCAACUUUCUCUCAGAUCUUACUUUUGUCUUCAUUUAUCUUCAUGCACACUUCAUAAUUUGUUGGGAAUUAAUACAUUUAUUUUUAUAUUAUCUAUGUUUAGAAGUGGAACAAUCUUGUUUGGAAAUACAUGUAAAAAAAAGCUUUUGAAAUGAAAUAUCUUUUCAUAAAAACACAAAUAGCUGUACAAGAUCUUCUGUGACCCUGUGGUGUGAAAUGACACAGUAAUCAUAAAAUAUACAUUCACAACAGAACAUGUUUGAUGCUGUGUUUAAAAGAAUUACCAUUAGCCUGCUAGCAGCAAGUGAUUCUGCCUUUGCAACCAGUGUAGACCAAGAUCAUGCAGCCUCAUACAUGCCAUAUUUUCAGACGGUCAGUAAGGGAGAUUUGCCUCAACAGGGCUUUUUUUAAGGGAGAUUUGGGUAAAAAUAAGGGAGACUUUUAUUCGCUCAUUUUUACGCGCUAAAUAGCCAUUUUCAUGAAAAAAUAUCAAGUUUUCUAUAUUUAAUUGAUGAGGGGAGCCAACAGUUGUGUAAAGAAUGCAUGAUUAUUACUUACAGCACUUUAAUUAAUCAAAGGAAAUUCAGAAUUUCAUAAAAGAUUGAACCAGGAACUUUGUUUUUGCUUUAUGUGUUGAUGCUUCUGCAUCUGGAGAGAGUGAUCUUUUUGACAUGUUUAAGCAUACAAUACUCAAAAGAUUGCAGACAUAUCGUGUCCAAACAGUCUUUUAAGGGCAGUCAUUUCUUUUCAGAAAUGAAACUGCUGAAACAAAAAUGAAAGUCGUUCUAUUGCUGGAUUGUCCAUAUUCGUUAUUCAGUCAGUAAAUUUUCAGUAAACUCGCCUUCGAAUAAUAAAUGAUAUUGCCCAAAUGGAAUGAUGGACGAGUCCAUUUUAGAAAUUUAGCAGGGUAAGGGUUAAUGAAUAUCCUUGCCAAAAAGAUAUGUUGAAGGACUGAUCCAGUUCCAUAUUUUUUGUUAGCUUAUUUACUGUUAGGAUUUGCAAUCUUAUUUUGAUUAUAUAUAAAUGUUAACUUAUUGUCAUAUAACACUGCUCUUAGUAAUCAAACUUGUGUUUUUAAUCAA
Messenger RNA from Mercenaria mercenaria, 6461 nucleotides. RefSeq names its product protein CIP2A homolog. Lineage: Eukaryota; Metazoa; Mollusca; Bivalvia; Venerida; Veneridae. Bases 164 to 2944 code for a protein of 926 amino acids. The transcript is spliced from 22 exons. The record is from RefSeq and is a predicted model, not a curated record.